AUGACUCAACGAGACCCUAUCGCUUCUUCCUCCCGCCGCCGUCCCUCUCUUUCGCUCAGAUCUCGACCACGUACCUCCGCCUCGUCGACCGUUCAGUCUUCCGGACUUGAAAAUGAGGCCUGGAACAGAUUGUCCGUGUUAGACGCAUCGGACGACGGUGAAGGACAGGUUGUGGAAGAAAUGAACCACUUCCCGGAACCGGUCCUGAGGCGUCGUGGAGCUAAGAGUUUCUCCAGCCUCCGUCAUCCCGUGGACGGUCUCCGCGCUCUCGGCCGUCGUCUGUCUGUCAACAUUCGGAACAAAUCGUCCAGGCAUGCCUCUCACUCCCAUUCUGAGGGCCACGCUCUGUGUCAGGAUGAUGAACAUACCCCAAACAGAGAUGCCAUCUUGUCGAGGCAUAGUUGGUGCAGAGGCUCCAACAUCAACCGUCGUGCAUCGCUGAACGGCGUUCCCGGUCUGCACGGGUUUUACGCUCCUACUGCCGGCGCCAAUGGUCCGAUUCCUGGAAAUGGCCUGGAGCCACCAUUUCUUCCAAACGAUAUCUACGCGGGAUCAGCUGCCCGAGCUGCGGCUGCAGCUCAAAAUGAGAUGGCUCGAGUCGAGCGCGACUGUGCCAAACUGUCCGAUGCGAGGUUGCCGCAGGAUUCGGAAAGCGGCAUCGGAAUUGACCUGCGUGAUCAUUCGGAUGAGCUCUCCGACGUUGAUCUCGAGGAUAUCGUGCGCCUCGACCCGGUUGAUUAUCUCCCAACGGAGAUCAUGUCCCAGGUCUUUAGUUAUCUUGACCCCAAGUCGUUGAUGCAAUCUGAAUCGGUUUCUCACGCUUGGAAUGGGCAGGCUUCCUCUCGGCAUAUCUGGAGACAGGUAUUCCGUCGUGUCUACGGACAUAGUCGACCUCAUGCUGUUUCGUCUAAGAAGAAACAGUCCGCAGGUUUGGGAAAGACCAUUCCCAAUCAAGACUGGAAGAGAAUGUUCUUCGUUCGACGCGCUCUAGACAGUCGUUGGAAGGAAGGCAAGGCCGCCGCCAUCUAUCUUCACGGACACACGGACAGUGUAUACUGUGCGCAGUUUGAUGAGGACAAAAUCAUCACCGGUUCUCGUGACCGGACCGUUCGCAUCUGGGAUGCUCAUUAUCCUUGGCCGUGUCGGAAAAUCAUCGGACCUCCCCCGGGAGAUGUUCCGAGGAUUGGGCCGGUGAACAACCCAAGCCAGCAGUCUUCAGGCAAACCUCCUUUCCUGACCAUCUGCCCCCCUCCCACCGUCGCUGACGGGAUUGUGACACCGGUGGACCAGUCUUCGGACUACCACAGCGCUUCGAUCCUGUGUCUUCAGUUCGACGAGAGGAUCAUGGUCACUGGCUCUUCGGAUUUCUCGUGCAUUGUGUGGGAUAUUCACAAUGACUACAAACCGAUCCGUCGCCUUGAAGGCCACCGAGCCGGUGUGCUGGACGUUUGCUUUGACGAGCGGUACAUUGUCUCGUGCUCCAAGGAUACUACCAUUUGUGUUUGGGAUCGCCAGACCGGAGCGCUCGUGAAGAGGCUCGUUGGACACCGCGGACCGGUCAAUGCCGUCCAGCUGCGGGGCGAUCUGAUCGUUUCUGCCAGUGGAGACGGGGUGGCCAAGCUGUGGAAUAUCACGUCGGGCCUCUGCAUCAAGGAGUUCCCCAGCAAGGACCGUGGUUUGGCGUGCGUCGAAUUCAGCGACGAUGCGCGGACCAUCCUCACGGGCGGAAAUGAUCAGGUGAUCUAUCAGUUUGAUGCCAACACUGGCGAGCUCGUGAAUGAGCUCAAAGGCCACGUGGGCCUGGUCCGGUCUCUGCAUCUCGAUAGCAUGAGUCAGCGGAUUGUCAGCGGAAGCUACGACGUCAGCGUCAAGGUCUUUGACGCGCAGACGGGAGAAUUGUCGAUUGACCUCCCGGGAUGGACCACUAGCUGGAUGCUGAGUGUGAAAUCCGACUACCGGCGUAUCGUGGCCACCAGCCAAGACUCUCGUGCCGUCAUCAUGGACUUCGGAUAUGGUCUUGACGGCAUUGAGCUGCUGGAAGAAUAA
This is a messenger RNA of Aspergillus affinis, 2046 nucleotides long. Its product is annotated as F-box/WD repeat-containing protein. Bases 1 to 2046 code for a protein of 681 amino acids. Gene Ontology annotation, molecular function: protein binding. NCBI's taxonomy places the organism in Eukaryota, Fungi, Ascomycota, Eurotiomycetes, Eurotiales, Aspergillaceae. The transcript has 2 exons. The record is from RefSeq and is a predicted model, not a curated record.